UACCUCAACCGCAGUUCACGACAUACAGACAAACGAGUGCAAGCUCAUCUCUAGUCUUCUCUCUCUCUCUCUCUCUGUCUCUUUCUCUCUCUUUCAGAGUAUCAUAAAAUACCCUUGAUUUUGUUUUCUUUUGGGUGGUAUUAGAGUGAUAUUAUGGACAAUAAUAAUGAAGAGGUUCCAUCAGCUCCUUCAACACCAGCAACGCCAGGGACUCCAGGUGCUCCUCUCUUUGGUGGGUUUAGAGCGGAGAGAUCAGGAACUAAUAGAAAAUCACUUCUCAAGGGCUGCAAAUGCUUCAGUGUUGAAGAAUGGGCUCUGGAGGAAGGCAGAUUACCUCCUGUCUCUUGCUCAAUCCCUCCUCCUCCUGUCUCACUUGCAAGAAAGGUGGGAGCUGAGUUCAUAGGCACUUUUAUACUGAUAUUUGCUGGAACAGCCACGGCCAUUGUGAACCAAAAAACACAAGGCACAGAAACACUAAUAGGCCUCGCUGCUUCUACUGGUUUAGCUGUAAUGAUAGUAAUAUUAUCAACAGGCCACAUCUCUGGAGCACAUCUCAACCCAUCUGUCACUAUUGCUUUUGCUGCUCUCAAGCACUUUCCAUGGAAACAGGUGCCAGUGUAUAUUGGAGCACAGGUGAUGGCCUCAGUGAGUGCAGCAUUUGCUUUGAAAGGGAUAUUUCACCCAAUAAUGGGUGGAGGAGUAACAGUUCCUUCGGGAGGAUACGGUCAAGCUUUUGCUUUGGAAUUCAUUAUUAGCUUUAAUCUCAUGUUUGUUGUCACUGCCGUGGCCACCGACACUAGAGCUGUGGGAGAGUUGGCGGGAAUCGCGGUGGGGGCCACCGUCAUGCUCAACAUACUCAUCGCCGGCCAAUCUACAGGUGCAUCCAUGAAUCCAGUGAGAACUUUAGGGCCUGCUAUAGCUGCAAACAACUACAAGGGCAUAUGGAUCUACCUCACUGCACCCAUUCUUGGGGCACUGUGUGGAGCAGGAACCUACUCUGCUGUCAAAUUGCCGGAGGAAGAUGCUGACACCCGUGAAAAGCCUUCAGAAGCAAGGAGCUUCAGAAGGUGAUUAUCAACAAAUCUGUAUUAGUUAUCCAGAAACUGUCAGAUAAACAAAUGCAGAUGAUUCUAAAUCAGGAGAACAAACUCAAAAGUCUCAAACUACUGCUUCUGAAGUUCCUUCUAGUAGGUACAUACACAUGCAAGAGAGAUAAAACAUGAAUAGAAUGACUCUGUAUCACAUAUGAAGAGUUCUUUACUUUUGUGUGCAGUAUAUAUUGGAAUUCUGUAACAUGGUGGUCUAAGAAAAGCAAUUUCAGUGCUCCAAUACACUUGUCAUUUACUUCUUCCUC
Hevea brasiliensis (rubber tree) is the source of this 1354-nucleotide messenger RNA. RefSeq names its product aquaporin NIP6-1. Gene Ontology annotation, cellular component: membrane. Lineage: Eukaryota; Viridiplantae; Streptophyta; Magnoliopsida; Malpighiales; Euphorbiaceae. The coding region runs from base 154 to 1071 and encodes 305 amino acids. The transcript is spliced from 5 exons. Gene Ontology annotation, molecular function: channel activity. Gene Ontology annotation, biological process: transmembrane transport. The record is from RefSeq and is a predicted model, not a curated record.